Molecule: messenger RNA, 951 nt
Organism: Zymoseptoria tritici IPO323
Lineage: Eukaryota; Fungi; Ascomycota; Dothideomycetes; Mycosphaerellales; Mycosphaerellaceae
Exons: 1
Coding region: 1-951 (316 amino acids)
Source: RefSeq, a predicted model, not a curated record
AUGGCCGACUCCGACCCGUCGCUCUCCGGCUUCCGGUAUGAAUCUAUGGACUGGAAGAAGUACAUGCGCUUCCGUCCCGCAUACCCUCAGAAGCUGUACGACACGGUCUAUGCCCACCAUCAAGCCAACGGCGGCGCUUACGACUCCGCCUUGGAUAUUGGCGCCGGACCCGGCAUUAUCUCAGCCGAGAUAGGCAAGAAAUUCAAGCACGUUACGCUCACAGAUCCCUCUGCCGAGUACGUGAACGCCGCAAAGUCUUAUCUGGCCUCAGCAGUCCCGGAUGGCAACUUCGACUUCGUCCAGACCAAAGCCGAAGACUUAGCUCCAUCAAAGCUUCCCAAGGAUGAGAAAGUCGACCUCGUCGUAGCCGGAUGCUGCAUGCACUGGACAGACGCCAACAUCGCCAUCCCAGCCAUCGCAUCGAUCCUCAAACCCGGCGGCACAUUCGCCGCGUGGACCUAUGGCAUACGAAUCCUUUUUGACCGCGGCGAGAAUCUCGACGAAGUGCGGGACAUUUACUACAGCAUCUGGGAUAAGAUGAUGGCUCACUCCAUCGCCAGAAGCGACAAACCCAUCAUCGCCGCUCUCGCAGCUACUGAUCACCGCUAUGACCACAUUCCCUUUCCCACUUCGACCUGGUCCUCGGUCCGCAGGAUCCACACGAAUGCUGGCGCUCCUUUCUGCUACAGUUCGAAUCGUCCUGACCACUUCCCUACUCUCCCGUCCCAAGCACUCCCGUCGGACAGCGUGGAGGACUUCCAUGACGACGGGAUGUUGCGGAAGGAUGAGGUGGAUUAUGAGUACUUGGAGGGAUUGCUGUGGAGUUUGAUGCCUGAUUUGGACAUGAAGGAGUUUGCAGGGGAGGAGUUGGGGACAUUGAAGAAGGCGCUGGGAGGGAAGAGAGUGGGGGUGAGGUGGCCGUUUGUGUUGGUUUUGGCGACGAGGAAGUGA